Messenger RNA from Maudiozyma barnettii, 1092 nucleotides. RefSeq names its product Csa1p (gene CSA1). The record is from RefSeq and is a predicted model, not a curated record. NCBI's taxonomy places the organism in Eukaryota, Fungi, Ascomycota, Saccharomycetes, Saccharomycetales, Saccharomycetaceae. Bases 1 to 1092 code for a protein of 363 amino acids. The transcript has a single exon.
AUGGCAUUGACAAGGGGUAAACGAUUGCAAAGUGCAAACACCAGUAGAGCAGAACAAAGUAUUAUAGCCGAUCGAUCAGGAACUGACCAAACUCAGGACGUAAGCAUGGACGUUGGUAAUAGCAACAUCGAGAUUUCUGAAUCCGGAAUACAUCCAAUCGACACAUCAGAAGUCGGUAAUAGCUAUUUGACAGGAACGAGUUCUAACAGUGGGAUGUACGGUGAAAAAGGCGAUUCAACUAGAAAACGUGGUAGGAAUCAGGAUUCGUAUGAUGAAAGUUACAGUUAUAUUGACAGUACUACAGAUUCAAUCGAACCUGAUUUUAGUCAAAACAUGAAGAACAACAGAGUACGUAGAAAUCAUGGAAGAUUUCAUUCAUUAUACAAUUCUAUUAAAUCAUUUUUCUUUACGUCAACCGAACCAAAUCUGUCAAUGAAGAGAAAAUUAAGAAAGAAACGUAAAUACUACUCUAAGGAUCCUCAAAGUAGACAUCUACAUUCUCCAAAAAGUUUGAGACGUAGAUCAGAAAAUAAUGUGUCUGGUAUGAGAGAUAAGAAAUCAAUGAGAGAUCAAGUACUUCAAAGAGAGAGACAAAAUAGAAACAUGAUCCAAUCAGGUAAUUUUGUUUCUCCGCCAGAUGUGCAAAGGCGAUUGACUUUAACUAAUGAUUCUUUGUCGAGUAAAGUUAAUUUAUUACAAAGACAAUUAAAUGCUGUAAGUGAGGAUUUAAAAUUUGCCAAAGAGAAGAACGCAUUAUUUGAGAAAUUAUUGGAUGACGCUAAUGUCGAUAGAUCAUAUGUCAAGUCUAGAAGAGAUAUACGAAACCUGGAGAAACGUAACAUCAAACCGCAGGAUGAAUUGCCUCCAUCACCUGAAAGAAAGGUAAAUCCUUUAGUCACAUCAAGUCCAAUUCACAGAGUAUCAACUGACCAUACAGAAAGUAGAAACUUGAAAUUAGCUCCUCCAAAGAUUAAUUUUUACAGCAAAUACCCGACCAUUCCUCGAACCGAAUCUUUAGUCAUGGGUGCAAACCUUGAUCUAGGGCCAGAUCAUAUCACAGACAAUACUGAAAACAAUAACGAGCCAGCCUAA